Messenger RNA from Penicillium canescens, 972 nucleotides. RefSeq names its product beta-glucosidase. The record is from RefSeq and is a predicted model, not a curated record. Lineage: Eukaryota; Fungi; Ascomycota; Eurotiomycetes; Eurotiales; Aspergillaceae. The coding region runs from base 1 to 972 and encodes 323 amino acids. Gene Ontology annotation, molecular function: beta-glucosidase activity. The transcript is spliced from 4 exons. Gene Ontology annotation, biological process: glucan catabolic process.
AUGCCGGACUCAAUGUACUGGGCCCCCGGUUUGUUGGCUGCGGGCCUUAGUAACGGAUCACUCUCCUUGACUCGGUUGGACGACAUUGCCACGAGGAUCCUUGCGGCCUGGUAUAACUAUGCCGAGCUAGAACACCCCGAGUCAGGCAUGCCGGUCAACCUGCUCGAGCCAUAUCAGUCGAUAGAGGCUCGGGAUCCGGCAUCGAAAAAGACCCGCUUCCAGAGUGCCGUUGAAGGCCACGUGCUGGUGAAGAAGUCCGGUGCUGUACUGCUCAGCAAGCCCAAGUUCGUCUCUCUCUUUGGGUACGAUUUGACAGGCCUUGACAACAGUCUGGCCGUCAGCCUAGCGACCGGGGCCCCGGGGUGGCCUGGGACUCUGUUUUCCGGUGGAGGUUCUUGCUCGAACACUCCGUCCUAUAUCGAUGCGCCGUUCGAUGCUUUCCAGCGACAGACUCGACGUGACGGGACGUUUUUGGCGUGGGACCUUGCAUCUGCCGCCCCGCACGUGAACCCUGCGAGCGAAGUCUGUGGCGUCUUCGUGAACGAACAGUCGUCCGAAGGCUGGGACCGGUCCUCCCAGGGCGAUGCGUACUCCGAUCAACUGAUUCAGAACGUCGCGGACCAAUGCAACAAUGCCAUGGUUGUGAUUCGUAAUGCCGUCUUGUUGACCGCUGGUGGAUCACCUCCCCCUGGGACACCGGUGUCCCCGUCCGGUCGCCCCCCGUGUACCGUUGCUGUGAAGGAAACCGACUACGGCCUACUCCUCCACCCAGCCGUCCAUGUGGGUGAGAAGAACGCCUAUUACCCACAGGCUGACUUCUCCGAGGGGAUCCUGAUCCAUUACAAAGCCUUUGAGGCGGCCGACUUCACUCCGCGCUACGAGUUCGGCUACGGGCUCACUUACACCACUUUUGACUAUUUCAAUCAACGGGUCACAGCGCAGGAAGGACCGCCGGGAAUAUCUCGCUCCUAG